AUGAACGCCACUGUGCAGGGAUUGCUCUCUCGUUUCCUCUGUUUGUUGAGCCUUCUGUUAUUUUCCUGGGCACCACCACAGCCGUUGACCACUGUAAGGUCAGAUGUUGAUGAUGAAGAAGAUAAGACUGGUAGCGAGGAUGGAGGCAUCAUAUCAGCCUCUCAGAAAGCCGAAUUUCUUUCUCAGAAACUCUCACAAUGCUGGGACAGGCCAUCAGCAUGGCAAGCCAACACAAGUUUGCCGGGUCGGCGCCUUGCAUUCAGUAUUCUAAUGUGCUUGCGGCGCGACCUGAUAAUUGGAGGACUCACUGAACUUGCAGCCAUGCUCACUGCUGCAGCUCCACCCAUCAUACUGCGCUGGCUUCUGGCCUCUUUGUCAGACCCGAUCACAGAUGGUGCCGAUGCUAUGUUCCUCGGGGAAAGGAUAACGACAGAUGAUCCCAGGCAGCGAGGCACGCCUGUCACGCAUACGUAUCUCUUGGUUGCCGCCAUGGCACUCACUCAGAUGGGUGCCGGCAUUCUGAUUAACACUUCCCGAUAUCUGCUCGAGGGUGUUGGAACACAAGCCAAAGUAGCACUUACUGGCAUUAUUAUGGAAAAGGCUUUUGUACGGCCACCAUCUUCAACCUUUCUCAAAACCACGAAGGAUAGCAGAAAGGCAAAAUACAAUGGCAACGAGAAGAACUGGAGUAAUGGUGCUAUUUUCAACCUCGCUUCUGUCGAAGCGUCUCGCAUAGAUGGAGCCAUCAAUGGCAUCAACGCCCUUUGGACGGUCCCGGCUAGCUUCAUUCUUGCUAUCCCCAUGCUGGUCACUAACGUGGAUAUCACAGCCUUAGCGGGCGUCAUCAUCUUGCUCGCAGGGCUUCCAGUCUUCAGCCAUGUGGCACUCCGUAUCUGGACGGAUCAGAAGGCUCUCAGCGAGUUCUGCCGACGUCGCAGCUCUUGUACCCAACAUCUAAUUCAAGGAAUCAGAGGCAUCAAACUCGCCGGAUGGUCGGCACAGACCAUGGUACAAAACAAACUGUGUCAAAUGAGAAUAUGGGAACUGGUGACAGCGAACAAGGUGUGGCAAAAUCGUGCGGUGUUGGAAGCAGGAUGCGCGCUACUGCCCACGCUGGCUUCCAUGGCCAGCCUCGCAGCCUACAACGCAUUUCAUGACGGUGUACUCGAUCCUGCAAGAGUGUUCUCCUCAUUGGCGCUGUUUUUAGCUCUCAAACCGCAUGUUAUCCGGGCAUCCCAGGCAGCUAUGCAGCUACAGGACCUGCUCGUGGGAUGUCAAGCGAUUGAGGAGUGGUUGGAAAGCGAAGAACCAGAAAAGGAGACGGGGUCACUGACCGAAUCGGCAAUUAUUGUCACGGAAAACACAACACUAGUAUGGCCUGAUUCACCGGCCCAAGAUGCGUUUCAAUUGGCCUUCGAAACCGAGAUUAGGGUUAUCAGAGGCGAACUGGUAGCCAUCUGUGGCAACCCUGGAUCUGGAAAGUCAUCUCUACUGGCUGCAGCAGCCGGCCAAAUGUGCCUUGAGACGGGCAUUAUGCAGUUGGGUCGAGGAGUUACCGUGGCCUUGGCCGCUCAAUCGCCAUGGAUACGGAGUGGUACAAUCCGCAGUAACAUUGUGUUUAACCAACCUUUCGACCUAGAGCGAUACCAACAUGUGGUCCGCGCAUGCGCUCUUCAAGUGGACAUUGACCGGUUACCUGGCCGAGAUCUUACAGUCGUGGGCACAGGCGGCCAAGGUCUUUCAAGCGGGCAAGCACAACGCGUCAGUAUCGCUCGAGCACUGUACUCCGAUGCUGACGUAGUCCUUAUCGACGAUUGUCUCCGAAACCUUGACCCGGAGGUCGCCAAGGUGGUACUUGAUCAGGCAAUAUGCAACUCACUGGUAGCAAAGACGCGUCUCCUUGUAACAAAUCAAGUUGACGUGGCGCGCCGUUGUGACCGUGUUCUGUGGCUCGAACAUGGACGAGUGAGCUGGCUUGACUCAUUAGACAAACUUGAAAAGCAUCUUCCGUAUUCUAUCCCAGAACAAGACCUUUCCUCGGAUGUGAAAAACGAACAGUCCGCGGCAGAAGCAUUAUGCUCGAAACCGAGACCAACAGAUCCUACGCCAUCCCCGGUGCUCCAGUCCAGGAGGAUACAGUCUUCAUCCCGCGAGAAACGCCACGUAGCAUAUGAUCUUUAUCUGGAACUUGUGGGGGGCAUCCGAACAAUUUCGACAACAAUAGGCCUCUCAAUCUCUUGGCAAGUGGCGGCUGCUGGCGUAGUGCUAUGGUUGUCAUGGUGGACCUCCAACCAGAUAGAGCUCCCAGGACUGGCAUUUCUUGCAGUCUUCAUUACACUAGGAUUUGGAGAGGCAAUUUUAGCGCUGUGGGAACGAUCGCUGCGGCGCGUUGUCGAGGCGCCAAUGUGGUUUUUCCAAAGCUGCUCUCUCGGUAGUGUGAUGGACCGUCUCUCCAAAGACGUCGAUACAACGGACAGAGAGCUAGUCGAAGCAACUCGAAAUGCCAUCUUACAUCUCUCACGCCUGCUUGGCGGCAUCGCUUUAAUGCUGAUGAUGCAGGCAAAGCUGAUAGCUGCAAUUGCACCGGGAUUAGCUGCCGUUAUUGCUAUGAUGCUCCGGUACGCACCAAGACUGAAGAGUGUGAAAACCCGCGAAGCCAACUUACGAGCUCGCGCCAAUGCAGCACUCAGUGAAGGUAUUGACGGCGCCAGCUGCAUAGCCGUCUACAAGUCCGAGUCCUGGGCUCGUUCUGUCCUUCAUACGCGUCUCGACUCGUGGAGCAAUGUCCGCUACUUGGCUGCCGCAAACCUGCGUUGGCUUGAGGUGCGACUCGACGCCAUUGUGACCAGCAUCAUUGCAGUAACGGGCUUGAUCGUCGUCGCGACUUCAAACAGGUUGACGCCUUCAAUUAUUGGUCUAAUCAUGAGCCAGGUACUAGUACUACCGGCAUCCCUACGACAGGGUAUGAGGUUCUCGACGAGUGCCCUCCAAUCUAUGGUGGCGAUCGAUCGGCUUUCAUUUUAUGCUACUUGUCUCCCUUCAGAGGGCGAAGCCAGUCAGUCCUCUCGAUCUGUCAUGGCUGCAGAGACACAACGGCCUACAUCUGGAGAGAUAGGCAUACAAAACGUGAGCGCCUCACACGGUCAGGAAAGCAGCCAAAGCACAUCCACAGCUCUCCACAACAUAACCCUAGAUAUCCCGGCCGGUACACAUGUUGCAGUUGUUGGCUCCACGGGUGCCGGUAAAUCUACGUUUGUCGCAUUGCUUUUGCGUCUGCUAGAUCCGACCAUCGGCACAAUCACUCUGGAUGGAGUGUCCAUCACCGAUAUUCCCUUGCGGGUGCUACGAUCAUUUCUUACCGCCGUCCCCCAUGAUGCCGUCCCUCUCCCUUCCAGCACCGUCCGCGAGAAUGUCGACCCUGAACAACGCUAUUCUGACGAUGACGUAUCCCGCGUGUUAUCCGACUUCGAUCAGUUAGCUGGGCUUGAUGAUGAACAACCACUCGCCCUCGAUAGUUCCGCAUCCAACCAACUAUCGCCUGGGACAGCAAGAGCACAACUACUUGCAUUGGCAGCCGCAAUACUACAGAAACCUCAAUGUUGUGUUUUGGAUGAAACACUAGGCACACUCAGUGUUGAAGCAGACGCCCAGGUUACACGUAGAGUCAGGCAGGUUUUGAGGGAAAGAACAUUGGUAGCAGUGACGCACCGCAUGGAGGUGGCCAUGAUGUUUGACCGCGUGCUUGUGCUGAAUGAUGGGCAGAUAGAAGCGUAUGGAACGCCACAUGAGGUAUGGAGUCAGGGAGGCUUCUUCAGAAGUGCGUGCGAGAAAAGCGGUAUUACGCCUGAGGUCAUUUCAAGAGUCCGAGGCGAGGUGUAA
This is a messenger RNA of Colletotrichum truncatum, 3879 nucleotides long. RefSeq names its product multidrug resistance-associated protein. Gene Ontology annotation, biological process: transmembrane transport. Gene Ontology annotation, molecular function: ABC-type transporter activity; ATP binding; ATP hydrolysis activity. The record is from RefSeq and is a predicted model, not a curated record. Gene Ontology annotation, cellular component: membrane. NCBI's taxonomy places the organism in Eukaryota, Fungi, Ascomycota, Sordariomycetes, Glomerellales, Glomerellaceae.